This is a messenger RNA of Trifolium pratense (red clover), 661 nucleotides long. RefSeq names its product protein RSI-1. NCBI's taxonomy places the organism in Eukaryota, Viridiplantae, Streptophyta, Magnoliopsida, Fabales, Fabaceae. The record is from RefSeq and is a predicted model, not a curated record. The coding region runs from base 82 to 375 and encodes 97 amino acids. The transcript has 3 exons.
GACACAACUACUACUACUACUACUUCUAUUCAUAUUCUCUUUACUUUUGCUUUGAUUUGAUUUGAUUUUCAUUUCAAAACAAUGGCUAUACGUUGCAAUAGCUCCUCCAUCUUGGUGGUUAUCUCUUUGCUUCUUUUGGUUACAUUCUCAAAUGUAGCUGAGGCUUAUGGACGUGCAAAACUUCGUCCUUCAGAUUGCAAACCAAGGUGUACUUAUCGUUGCUCAGCAACAUCACACAAGAAGCCAUGCAUGUUUUUCUGCCAAAAAUGUUGUGCUACAUGCCUAUGUGUUCCACCAGGUGUAUAUGGAAACAAGCAAGUUUGUCCUUGCUACAACAGCUGGAAGACUAAGGAAGGAAGACCAAAAUGCCCUUAAAACCCUUAUUUCCUUAUAUAAUCUAUAAUUAAGCAAUGUAAUCUUUAUUAUUAUUUUUAAUUUUCAAUAUUCAUAUAUACUGGUGAGUGAUUUUAAUUUUGAAUGACACUCACCAUGUAUGAUCUAGUUCUUUCAACCAUAAUAUGAAAGGUUGGAACUUGGAAGGCAUAUUCUUAAAUUUUGGUAUCAAAUAUUUUGUACUUUGGUUCUGUUUUUUCAAUGUUGUCUCUUAUAAUGACACAAUAAAGGUAAAUAGGCAAUGUUUUGUUGCCCCUUUGUAGUACUA